Molecule: messenger RNA, 1056 nt
Organism: Neohortaea acidophila
Lineage: Eukaryota; Fungi; Ascomycota; Dothideomycetes; Mycosphaerellales; Teratosphaeriaceae
Product: guanine nucleotide-binding protein-like protein subunit beta 1
Exons: 5
Coding region: 1-1056 (351 amino acids)
Biological process (GO): G protein-coupled receptor signaling pathway
Cellular component (GO): heterotrimeric G-protein complex; cytoplasm
Molecular function (GO): signaling receptor complex adaptor activity; protein binding
Source: RefSeq, a predicted model, not a curated record
AUGGCCGACGCCAAUACAGAGUCCAUUCAGCAGAAGAUCCAAAUUGCUCGCCGCGACGCCGAGGCGCUCAAGGACAGGAUAAAGCGCAAGAAGGAUGAGCUCGCCGAUACCACAUUACGAGAUGUCGCGCGACAACGCACCGAACAGCUUCCCCGCCUCGGCAUGCGCACCAAGCGCACCCUCAAAGGCCAUCUGGCCAAAAUCUACGCCAUGCACUGGUCGACGGACCGCCGACAUCUCGUGUCUGCCUCGCAAGACGGCAAGCUCAUCAUUUGGGAUGCGUACACCACCAACAAAGUCCAUGCCAUUCCCCUGCGCUCCUCGUGGGUCAUGACGUGCGCCUACUCGCCCAGCGGCAACUACGUGGCUUGCGGCGGCCUCGACAACAUCUGCUCCAUCUACAACCUCUCUGCGCGAGAAGGGCCGACGCGAGUGGCGCGCGAGCUCAGCGGGCACUCCGGCUACCUCAGCUGCUGUCGCUUCAUCAACGACCGCCGCAUCCUCACUUCCUCUGGCGACAUGACCUGCUGUCUAUGGGAUAUCGAGACGGGGCAGAAGAUUACCGAGUUUGCCGACCACCUGGGCGACGUGAUGAGCUUGAGCAUCAACCCGCUCGACAACAACCAGUUCGUGUCCGGCGCGUGUGAUGCCUUUGCCAAAUUGUGGGAUAUUCGACAGCAAAAGUGCAGCCAGACGUUUGCGGCGCAUGACUCCGAUAUCAACGCCAUUCAGUUCUUUCCCAAUGGCAAUGCUUUUGGCACCGGAUCGGACGAUGCUUCGUGCAGGCUGUUUGAUAUCCGUGCAGAUCGGGAGUUGCAGAGUUAUACUAUCGGCGAGCCAGUGUGCGGCAUCACCUCCGUCGCCUUCUCCGUGUCGGGCAGACUAUUAUUCGCAGGCUACGACGACUUUGAGUGCAAGGUAUGGGACGUCCUCCGCGGCGAGCGAGUGGGCACUCUCGCGGGCCACGACAACCGCGUGAGCUGUCUGGGCGUGAGCAACGAUGCCAUCUCCCUCUGCACGGGCUCUUGGGAUUCGAUGCUACGAGUUUGGGCUUAA